Condylura cristata (star-nosed mole) is the source of this 914-nucleotide messenger RNA. It is a transcript of the gene FAM216A, whose product is annotated as family with sequence similarity 216, member A. The transcript has 7 exons. The record is from RefSeq and is a predicted model, not a curated record. Lineage: Eukaryota; Metazoa; Chordata; Mammalia; Eulipotyphla; Talpidae. The annotation marks the transcript as partial.
UGCGCGCGGGAGCUCCUUCCAUCACUUGGACAUUCUUAUUACCAGAAUUCUAAAGGUACUGAUAGAAUCAAAGAUGGACACAAAGUGAACGCUCAUGUUGCCAAGUUGCAAGAGUUAUGGAAAACUCCUCAAAUUCAAACAGUUCACAUCCCUAAAUCAAUGACAGAUAUGUCCUUUCUAAAGCAUCCAGACCUCACCACAGGCCAGAAGCGUUAUCUGUGCAGCUUUGCUAAGAUCUAUAAUGCAAACUAUCUGCGGAUGUUAAUGAAGAGACAAUACAUGCAUGUGAUCCAGCGCAGCUCACAAAAGCCAGGUGUACUCACACAACAUAGGAGCCGUCUCAGCGCUCGUUACUUACAGAAGCAGCAUUAUCCCUGCACUACAUGGCGACAUCAACUGGAGAGAGAGGACUCAGAACCUUCUAAUAUGGCAGCUAUAUCUGCACCUGAAAUGAUCAGAGAACAUUCCCUUUGGAGUCCAGUGAGAAACAAAGAAAGUUUAAAAACUGGAUAUGCAUCAAAAACAAGAUGUAAGUCACUGAAGAUUUUUAGAAAACCAGAUAGAAUGUUCAUGCAAUCAGUUUCUACAAAUGAUUCUGAGCCAUACAUGAAUGAAGAAAAAAAGGAGGAAGAUUUACUAAAUAAGUAUAUGCAAUCAAUGUCAAUUGAAGAAAAUGGAGAACAUCUGAUGUUAACUUGACAGUUCUUAUUUUGUAUAUUAAUGAUGUGCCAAAGGUGGUUGGUAAGGGCUGUGAAUUGUAUGUAUCCCCUCUCCACAUUUAACAUAGUGUUAUUAUUCAUCAUUAAGUAAUUUUGGUUUGUUCAGAAACUUUCACAAGUGUAGUUAGUAGGUUUGAUGUAGUUCCACAUACCCAAUAUUUGUGUGAUAAAAUUUGUAUGCUUGUAUUUCUAGAG